Messenger RNA from Agrilus planipennis (emerald ash borer), 988 nucleotides. It is a transcript of the gene Coq9, whose product is annotated as ubiquinone biosynthesis protein COQ9, mitochondrial. Bases 97 to 897 code for a protein of 266 amino acids. Gene Ontology annotation, molecular function: lipid binding. The record is from RefSeq and is a predicted model, not a curated record. The transcript has 5 exons. Gene Ontology annotation, biological process: ubiquinone biosynthetic process. NCBI's taxonomy places the organism in Eukaryota, Metazoa, Arthropoda, Insecta, Coleoptera, Buprestidae. Gene Ontology annotation, cellular component: mitochondrial inner membrane.
AAAAGAAGAGAUUGGAAGAUAACCUCACCUUUUUCGUAAUGCGAAAAAUGUUUUUUUCUAUGUUAAUUUUUGUUUUAAUAUUUUGAAAAUGUUAAAAUGUUGUUAAAUAGAAUGUGUUUUAUUUUGUUUAAACCAUCACAACAUCGUUUGAAACGUCAAUUUCUACCGUGUUUAAGAGCCAGAAAGUUUUCUAGUGAAAAUUUAAACAAUGUCAACAUUAAUAAGGAAAAUGAAGAAAAUUAUGAAGAGAAUAUACAAAAUAAAAUAUUAGAAGCUUCAUUGACUUACGUACAGGAAUUGGGAUGGAGUAAAGCCGCAUUAAGUUCAGGAGCAGAACAAGUGGGCUACCCUGGUAUCUCACAUUCUAUGUUUCCCAAUGGUGGUGGCGACUUGGUGCACUAUUUUCAAAAAAGGUCCAGUAAAAGGUUACUUCAGUACCUGAAAGAGUUACAACAGGAGAGUUCUUCCAGGCCUAUUCCCCCAAUAAAUUUUGUAGAGAAAGCUUUAAAGGCACGCUUAGAAAUGACAGUACCCUACGUUUCAAAAUGGCCACAAGCAAUAGCAAUCAUGUCAUUGCCCCAAAAUGUUCCUAAUUCUCUUGCAACUUUACUUACCAUGGUGGACGAUAUUUGUUAUUAUGCUGGAGAUUCGUCCGUUGAUUUUAACUGGUAUGCAAGAAGGAUUGCAGUUGCAGGAGUUUACAAGGCAACAGAGCUGUACCUAAUUCAAGACACCUCAACUGAUUUUAAGAACAGUUGGCAGUUCUUGAAUAAACGACUGUCAGAAUUGGAGCAAUUACAUAUGCUCUUAGUCAAAUCUGAUGAGUCUAGUCGAAUUACCAAGGAUUCAAUCGCAGCUGCAUUUACUACAGCGAGAAAUAUGAUUGGAUUGAAUUAGUAAAAGUAUUAAGGAUUUGUUGUUACUUUGCUUAUGUUUUAAAAAUUCUUCUGUAUAUCUUCUUAUUUUAACAAAGUGAGAUUUUUUGUAA